GUUUCUCUAUCUGUAAAAUCGAUUUGGACCAGGUACCUUCCUGCCCAAAACACACACAGUUGCUAUAAAAAAGAUACAGUGUCAGAGGCACUCGAUGCACACCUCCCUUUUGUAACACAGUGAAUUUCCUUUCUUGGUGUGACCUGCCCUCAGUUCCGCCAGCAUUUCCUGACCACGUGCCCUGGUCCCAGGCCUGUGCUGGGGUGGGAGGGGACCCCAGCAGUUUGUCCUUGUGUGCUGGGUGAAACGAGCAUGAUGGCUCCAGCCCUGCCAGCUUCCAUGGGCAGUAAACCCAAGUCACUCUCCUGUCUGAGCCCGAGUGCCCACCUGGAAAGCAGGAGGUGAAACAGGGCCCCUGUGGGGAUUGGGUGGGGUGGCAUGAGGUAAGCUUCAGCCAGUGCCCAGCAUGCGGCAGGCAGUCACCAGAGUGUAGCAUCUCUUCUGCCGUGGCCGCUGUGGCUCUGCGAGGGGCAGCCAGUGUUUUUCCAUGACCCUCCCUUGCCGUUACUGGUUACCGGCAGAGCUGUGAGUCAUCACUUUGCCAGACCCAAACCUGCAGCCAUUGUUCUGAGUGAAACCUGCCGCUGCUGCUGUGGGCCAGGUGUGAGGGAAGGUGCACGCCCGCCGAGCAGGCACCUGGCAGCAGAGGAAUGGGCCCCUUCAACCCCACCACCCCGCAAGGCCAGUGCCCCCUGGUACCUUGCCUCGAAAUCAGUUCCCUUGGAAAGGAUGGGGAGUGUUUUAAAGUUUUCGACGCCGGGGAGAUGUUUGGGAUCAUGCAAGUGGAAGAAGUGGAGGAUGACGGGAGUGGGGACGAGGCAGCGCGGGAAGUGCGGAGGAAGAAGCCCAACCCUGGCGGCGAGCUCUGCUACAAGGUCAUCGUCACCCACGAGAACGGGCUCCGGGCAGCCGACCCCAACAGCAUCUUCCUCAUCGACCACGCCUGGACCUGCCGCGUGGAGCACGCCCGCCAACAGCUGCGGCAGGUGCCCGGCCUGCUGCACCGCAUGGCCAACCUGAUGGGCGUCGAGUUCCAUGGCGAGCUGCCCAGCCCUGAGGCCGUGGACCUGGUGCUGGAGGAGAUGUGGAAGUUCAACCAGACCUACCAGCUGGCCCACGGGACGGCCGAGGAGAAGGUGCCAGUGUGGUACGUCAUGGACGAGUUCGGCUCGCGCAUCCAGCACGCGGACGUGCCCAGCUUUGCCACCGCACCCUUCUUCUACAUGCCCCAGCAGGUGGCCUACACGCUGCUGUGGCCCCUGAGGGACCUGGACACGGGUGAGGAGGUGACCCGGGACUUUGCCUAUGGAGAGGCAGAUCCUCUGAUCCGGAAGUGCAUGCUGCUGCCCUGGGCCCCCGCCGACAUGCUGGACCUCAGCUCCUCCACGCCUGAGCCACCCGAUGAGCACUACCAGGCCAUUUUGGAGGAAAACAAGGAGAAGCUGCCACUUGCCAUCAGUCCGGUGACGCAUUCCCAGGACCACAUCUUCAAGGUCUGUACGGACAUCCAGCAGGUGCUCAGCCACCUGACCCACCCGCGCUUCGCCUUCACCCCGAGCGAGGCGGACGCCGACAUCCUCUACAGCUUCUCGCACUUCAAAGACUACAGGAGGCUCAGCCAGGAGAGGCCCGGCGUGCUACUGAACCAGUUCCCCUGCGAGAACCUGCUGACGGUGAAGGACUGUCUGGCCUCCGUCGCGCGCCGGGCGGGGGGCCCCGAGGGCCCAGCCUGGCUGCCCCGCACCUUUAACCUGCGCACCGAGCUGCCCCAGUUUGUCAGCUACUUCCAGCAGCGGGAGAGGCGGGGCGAGGACAACCACUGGAUCUGCAAGCCCUGGAACCUCGCCCGCAGCCUGGACACCCACAUCACCAAGAGCCUCCACAGUGUCAUCCGGCACCGAGAGAGCUCCCCCAAGGUUGUGUCCAAGUACAUUGAAAGUCCUGUCUUGUUCCUGCGAGAAGACGUGGGGAGGGUCAAGUUUGACGUCCGCUACAUCGUGCUUCUGCGGUCGGUGAAGCCCUUGCGGUUGUUCGUCUAUGACGUGUUCUGGCUGCGCUUCUCCAACCGGCCCUUCGCGCUCAACGACCUGGAUGACUACGAGAAACAUUUCACUGUCAUGAACUAUGAUCCGGGUGUGGUGCUGAAGCAGGUGCACUAUGACGAGUUCAUCCCUGAGUUUGAGAAGCAGUACCCAGAAUUCCCCUGGAAGAGCGUCCAGGCUGAAAUCUUCCAGGCCUUCACGGAGCUGUUCCAAGUGGCAUGUGCCAAGCCACCGCCCCUGGGCCUCUGUGACUAUCCCUCGUCUAGGGCCGUGUAUGCCAUCGACCUCAUGCUGAAGUGGGACAACCGUCCAGAUGGCAAGCGAGUGAUGCAGCCACAGAUCCUGGAGGUGAACUUCAACCCAGACUGUGAGCGAGCCUGCAGGUACCACCCGACCUUCUUCAACGACGUUUUCAGCACCUUGUACCUGGACGAGCCCAGCAACUGCCACGUCACCCGCCUCGUCUAGGCGCUCGCAGGCCCUUCUGCUUGUGCUCAGGGGCGGAUCCCAGCCUUAGCUCUCUGAGCUGCUUCUGCACAGUCCUCCUCCUCCCCCUCCCGCUAGGUGCAGCGUCGCCCUCCUGAGCCGUCUCCCAGCUUCACACACUGGGGGCUCAGGGUCCUCCUCCCUUCUAGGUCAGGAGCAGGGCCAGUCGCAGUGUCCCCGGGGCUGAGUGCCAGGCCCUGUCCACACUCCCCUCACCACUGUCUAUGCGGUGACUGGUCUCAGCUGAGCCAAGGGCUUCAUUCCAGAGAGUGUGGUUCCUGGGCUGCUGUGUUUCCCAGAGUGUCCGUGAAAGAGGGGUUCUGGGGAGCAUGACGAGGUAGCCUCAGAAACAAGGUUCCCCAGGAACGCCGGUGGGAGCCCAAACGUUGACAGGGCCAGGCCAGCUGCUUCUCCAGAGUGUCUGCUUGUGCACUGUGGCUCCCCCGGAGUGGGUGUCGGGGUCCCACACUCCACCCCGGGCAACCCCCUGUGUGACAGGUGUCCCCAGAACACCCUGGGGAACCUGCUUCUCAGACCCAGCCUUCCCGCCCCACCCCCAGCUCUGCCAGAACGUCCACCAGCAGGCCUCCCGUGGAGUUCCAGGGUGGGAAGGCCGCCGCCUUCUGUUCCUUUCCCUUUGGCGAGGCUGCGCUGUCCUCUUGGUCCCUGUGGUCCCAGCGGCCUCCCCGCUCACGGGCACUGCGGUGGUCCCCGCCCUCGUCAGAGGUUGGCUGGGACGCUCUCACAAGGUGGGUGAGGGACAAGUGUGGGCCUCAGAGCACCCGGCAGUGGAUGGCUGCAAGAGACGAUGAUUCCAGGGAGAGCUGUAUGUGAGAGCCAGACACCAUCUUCCACCAGAGUCUAGAGUCAAAAUGUUGAUUUUGUUACUUUUUCAUUUGUGGGAAGAAAAUAUAAAAUUCUCGUUCUUAAUUUUUUCUGAAGUUUGGAGUCGGAUGCCGGCACGUUUGGUGUAGCUGUGAUGUGCCUGGGCCGGCUAACGGGAAGGCAGGGAGUCUGAUUCCCGGUAGGGGCGCUGCCUGCAGAGCUUCCUGUGUGUGUGUGUGUGUUGGCGGGGUGGUGCUUGUUUCAUUUUUAAGCUACGAGUGAUCCUGGUAACAAAACUGGACGUGACCAUGCCUCCCGUCUCUGUGUCUGUUUGGGUGUGUCUGUCCGUCUGCUCUGUUAACCAGAACCUCAGCCAAGCAGAGGUGUGCAGGGCAGACACCUCGUCUCUGGUUUUCUCCCCCCGAGAGCUGCUGGCAGUGUCCCCUCCUCUCGAUUUGUGCCACAAUAAAGUCUGCCUUCUGUA
Molecule: messenger RNA, 3837 nt
Organism: Diceros bicornis minor
Lineage: Eukaryota; Metazoa; Chordata; Mammalia; Perissodactyla; Rhinocerotidae
Gene: TTLL12
Product: tubulin tyrosine ligase like 12
Exons: 14
Coding region: 651-2510 (619 amino acids)
Biological process (GO): protein modification process
Source: RefSeq, a predicted model, not a curated record